AAAAAAAUCAGACAACUUGGCAACAGCCCGAUCCUCCUUUUGACUCUAAAUAUUCGACACCUGUCACUGUCACUUUUAAAUUAACGUCAGUCAGCUGAUUGUCAAAGUCAUUCCAUAAACAAAUUUAAAAAUAAACAAUAAUUAAAUUAAUUUUUAAUUAUUAAGGGGCGGUGGGCAGGUUGGAUUUGUCCGUUUCCUUAGUCUUCCGGGUAUGACCGACACUGAAUCCUUGGAAAAAUGUUUGUUUAGUAAUAAUGUUUUGAACAAAAUUAAGAGUAUAAAAUGGAUGAACCAAAAGGCCAAACCCAAGGAACAAUACCAGCCUGCCUACAUAGAGCACAUUGCCAACAUAAUAACCCAUGCCAUAUGGAUCUUUCCGAGUUUCUUAGGUGCUCUUCAACUCUACCACAGAUCUGAGACAAAUUCCCAAUUAAUUUCAACAUUUGUCUAUGGCUGGACCCUGAUAUCCCUCUUUAGCAUCUCCACCCUAUUUCAUUGUGUGUUUUAUUGUAACAAUCACCAGACUUUAAAAGAUGUCCUGCAUCGCUGUGACCGAGCUAUGAUAUACGUUUUUAUAGCCGGAUCUUACUUUCCAUGGUUAACAAUAGAAAAUCUUCCAGAAAAAGGGGUCGCUUCCAAUAUGUACUGGGUGAUAUGGGUGAUGGCAGCCAUGGGCAUAAUUUACCAACAAAUCUUCCAUGAAAAGUACAAAAGACUGGAGAUUAUUUUUUAUCUUGUUAUGGGCAUAUGCCCGGUACUACCUAUUUUAUUUGAGCAUUACUUUAUGGGUAUGAUGGAGCUGAUCUUCGGUGGGGUCAUGUACGUUUUGGGAGUGGUAUUUUUUAAAUGUGACGGGGUCAUACCGUUCGCCCAUGCCAUUUGGCAUUUGUUUGUCGCUCUAGCAGCUUACGCCCAUUAUUAUGCUAUUUUAAAUUAUUUGUAUCCGAUUGUAAGUAAUACUCGAAUCCAUGUCUAACCGGUAGGUAGAUCUUUUAAUGUUGCUGUGAUUAUGUUUUAGCUCUCUAUAAAGUACGUUUUAUUUAUUUAGUAUUAUGUUUAUAUAAAGUUUUACAAGUUUAUUUUUGUGUGAACUUAAUAGUUUAAAUAAACGAAUUUAGUCUUUAAAA
This is a messenger RNA of Anthonomus grandis grandis, 1127 nucleotides long. Its product is annotated as monocyte to macrophage differentiation factor. Gene Ontology annotation, molecular function: pore-forming activity. Gene Ontology annotation, cellular component: membrane. NCBI's taxonomy places the organism in Eukaryota, Metazoa, Arthropoda, Insecta, Coleoptera, Curculionidae. Bases 212 to 976 code for a protein of 254 amino acids. The record is from RefSeq and is a predicted model, not a curated record. The transcript has 5 exons.